AUGAGUCCAGAAGCCUUGCCGUUUAUCUCACGUCGCUCUGUGGUGUAUGGUACUAAUGGAAUGGUUGCGAGCUCGCAGCCACUUGCAACCCAAGCUGGCAUCGAUAUUUUGAAGAAAGGAGGAAAUGCAGCUGAUGCAGCUAUUUCAGUGGCCGCUGCUUUGGGUGUAACUGAGCCUGGGUCCACGGGAAUCGGUGGGGAUUUCUCCUGUCUGUACUACGAUGCUAAAACACGCAAAAUCAGUGGUCUUAAUGGCACUGGAAGGACCCCGGCUGCAUUAACAUUCAACCAUAUUCGAGAGACUGGUGAAAUUCGAGAUUCAUCGCUUCCUAACACCAGCAUUCACGCAGUGACAGUUCCUGGUGCAGCUGCUGCCUGGUCUGAUACGAUCGAGCAUUUUGGGUCCGGAAAGCUGGAUAUAGCAGACGUCUUGCAGCCAGCAAUUGCUCUCGCUGAACACGGUUUUCCAGCGUCCUACAUGGCGUCGAUAGCAUGGAAGAAGAAGGAAGACUUACUCAAAAAAACAAACAAUGCCGAGAAUAAUUUGCUUAUUGGCGGUAUACACCCCCCUGAAGAAGGCGACAUUGUGCAGCAGCUUGACCUUGCAAGGACAUACAAGCUUCUUGCUGAGCGAGGCAAGGAGGUGUUUUACAAAGGACAUAUUGCCGAUGCUAUCAUUGAAGCUAUCCAGUCUCGCGGAGGUUUGAUGACUCAUGAAGAUUUAGCUUCACACACGUCCGAGCUAGUGGAUCCCAUCUCCUUUGACUAUCAUGGUUGGACUAUAUGGGAGCCGCCACCAAACAGCCAAGGCAUUACAACACUCAUUGCGCUUGGCAUCAUUCGCGCUUUGGAAGAAGAAAACGGUUUGGACCUCUCGAAGAUGGAACACAAUUCAGCAGAGUACCUGCACAUUAUCAUUGAAGUGCUGCGGUUAGCAUUUGCUGACACACGCUAUUAUGUAACCGAUCCCCAAGUGGUACCGGUUCCAACCGAAAAACUUUUGAGUAAACAAUAUCUUUCUGCGCGCGCCAAAUUGGUGGAUUUUGAAUCACGAAACGAUAAGAUCGAGAAGGGAUAUCCAGAUCGAACAAGCAAUACCGUAUACUUUUCCGUGGUUGAUGAUCAAGGAAACGCGUGUAGCGUUCUUAGUUCGGUUUUUGCUUAUUUUGGGUCUACUAUUGUACCUGACCGAUGCGGGUUCCCACUCCACAAUCGAGGAUGCAGCUUUGUGCUUAUGGAAGAUCAUCCCAAUUGCAUUGGUCCCAAAAAACGACCCUAUCACACUCUCAUUCCAACAAUGGUUACACGCAAGACAACAUCUAGUGAACAUGAGCUUGAAAUCUGUUUUGGGAUCAUGGGCGCAUUUAUGCAACCUCAAGGACAGAUUCAAUUAAUCAUGAAUAUGAUGCAUUUUCUUGCCAACCCUCAACAUGCGGUCGACCUGCCCAGAAUCUGUAUCGCUCCUCCUGAGUCGCAGAAUGAAACUUCAGCCAAUAGUUCAAGACAGCAAAUGACUCGUAUGUUUACGGACGUAAAGGACUCUGUAGUAUACCUCGAAAAAGGUAUCGCGCCUCAUGUUAUUGAACAACUUGAAGCCAUGGGUCAUACUUGUAUUGUUACCGAGGAUAAUAGCAAUCGCUCAUCGUUUGGUGCUGGUCAGAUCAUCCGCGUAGUAAGGGGAGGUGACUUUACUGGGAAACGCGCACUAGCCGCGGGCAGCGAUCCGCGAGUUGACGGACAUGCCGCAGGAUUGUCAGGAUUCACUCGGCUGGCAAAGCUUUGA
Messenger RNA from Zychaea mexicana, 1782 nucleotides. Its product is annotated as gamma-glutamyltranspeptidase. The coding region runs from base 1 to 1782 and encodes 593 amino acids. Lineage: Eukaryota; Fungi; Mucoromycota; Mucoromycetes; Mucorales; Lichtheimiaceae. The record is from RefSeq and is a predicted model, not a curated record. The transcript has 12 exons.